AGUGAAGAGUAUUUUAAACCGUUGUGGAACCGUUUGGCCUUCAAUACCAUCAGCGGUUCACACAUCAUGAGACAAGUUCAAUUAGUCUUGCUGAUAAUUUACCUUGCCCAACAUGGUGCCUGGGCCCAGUCGACAUCUCAAGAACGUUCCGCCGUAACCUCGAACUCACUCGAAUGUGCAGACAUAGGAAUGAGUAUGCUCGAUCAGGGAGGAUCGGCAGCGGAUGCAGCCAUUGCUACCCUGCUAUGCGAAGGUGUUUCGAUUCCGCAGAGCAUGGGAAUCGGUGGUGGAUUUGUGCUUACGAUUUAUACCAAAGCAACAGGACUCGUUGAGUCAUUAGACUCGCGCGAGGUAGCACCGGGCGCGGCCAACAAAACGAUGUAUGUCGGCAAAGGGGAUGCUUCCAUUGUCGGUGGAUUAUCGAUAGCGGUACCUGGAGAAAUCAGAGGUUAUUGGGAGCUACACCAAAAAUAUGGAAAACUGCCCUGGCGGUCACUGUUCACCCCGGUGAUUGAACUAUGCACAAAGGGUCCUCUAGUAUCAAGCUAUCUGGAGAAGAUACUGACCUCACAGAAGGCCAAGAUCCUGGGUAUGCCAGAAUUAGCCAAGCUGCUAAUUAAUCCCCUUACGAAUGAUACCUACAAGCAAGGAGAUAGAAUCAAGCGGCCAACGCUGGCUGAAACCUUCAAAGUGAUCGCAGUGGAAGGAGCAAAUGCAUUGUACGCCCGAAAUGGUACCCUUUUGCCCAAACUAAUGAACGAUCUGCGCAGCGUUGGAGCAAUUUUGACGGAAAACGAUUUCUACAAUUAUCGCCCCGAAUGGCUUAAGCCGGCUACGACGAAACUAAAGAAUACCUACAAUCUGUACUCUAUGCCCCUUCCGGGAAGCGGUCAGGUUUUGAGCUACAUGCUCUCCAUCCUCGAUGGCUACAAGGACCUGAAGGUGAAUGAUCCGCUGACAUGGCAUCGGAUUAUCGAAGCCUUCAAGCACGGUUACGGUUUGCGCACGAAGCUUGGCGAUCCCCGCUUCGUCCCGACUGUCAGUGCAGUGCUACAGAAGAUGACCAACAAAAACUACGUGGCUUAUGUACGAGAUUUGAUCCUCAGUAAUACGACGUUCGAAAACUAUGAUUACUAUGGAGCGGACUUUGCGUCGACAAACGAUUCGGGAACAGCGCACAUAUCCGUACUCGCAGGCAAUGGCGAUGCAGUGGCCGUUACCAGCACUGUCAACUACCUGUUCGGCUCGAUGGUAGUCUCACCCUCGACGGGCAUCAUUCUCAAUGACGAAAUGGACGACUUUUCAACACCGGGCCUGAUCAACGCGUAUGGCUUGUCGCCAUCGCAGGCGAACUUCAUUGUACCUGGGAAGCGGCCACUCUCGUCCAUGUCACCUACCAUCAUAGUCGAUCGCAAUCGCGACGUUCGCAUGGUGGCUGGUGGAGCAGGUGGAUCAAAGAUUACCACUUCGGUGCUUUUGCUCAUUGUACGCACGUUCUACUUCAAACAGAGCUUCUGCGAUGCCAUAAACGCUCCCAGAAUUCACCAUCAAUUAGCGCCCAUGCAGGUGGACUACGAAAAAGAGUUUGAUAAGACCCUCAUCGCAGGGUUGGCAUCACGCGGGCACAAGGUAGUCGAGUCCAGUGCGAGCUCUGGGUUUGCGGCCUUGACAGCUAUUAUGAAGCGUGGUAACCAAAUUUCGGCUGCAUACGAUCGUCGUAGAGCUGGGAGCGUCGCGAUACGCCCUCGCACAGAUGGUCUUGGCAACUGUUACUGA
This is a messenger RNA of Anopheles aquasalis, 1776 nucleotides long. Its product is annotated as scoloptoxin SSD14-like. Gene Ontology annotation, molecular function: glutathione gamma-glutamate hydrolase. The record is from RefSeq and is a predicted model, not a curated record. NCBI's taxonomy places the organism in Eukaryota, Metazoa, Arthropoda, Insecta, Diptera, Culicidae. Gene Ontology annotation, cellular component: plasma membrane. Gene Ontology annotation, biological process: glutathione catabolic process.